UUGUGUGCGCUUUAUGUUGAACACAGAGCUCCUUCAGAAACGCGUUUUCAAUGUCCUCGGUAUCAGAGCGUGUGUAGUUUUGAAUUUAGAAUCGGAUUAUUAUCUGUCUGUUAUGUAUUUAAAGCCCGGGACCGUGUGUUCGCAGCACAAUGUUGAGUGUGGACUCGUUGCCAGUGGCCGAAGAGGAGGUUGUGGAGUCCAGCUCAAACAGACUGGGGGACAUUUACACUUUUGUAGCCGAGGGCUGUUAUCCUCAAACCAUGAAUCCUAUUCGCAAGAAAAAUCUCAAAAGAUACGCUCAGAAGUUUAUUAUUGACGAUGGUCGGCUGUAUUAUGUGGGACCAAAGAAAGAAGAGAAGCGAGAAGUGGUGAUUGAGGCAGAGCGGAAGAGACAGAUCUUCCUGGAGUGUCACUUCAAUGACAUCGGUCACCACCUGGGACAGAAGAAGACUGUUCACAGGAUUCAGAGUAAAUACUACUGGCUUGGCAUUGUCAAGGAUGUUGUAGAUUGGAUUAAAGUGUGUGAAACAUGUCAGCAUGCAGAGCGGAAUAAAAACCUGGCCAGAACAGUACGACCCAUCAAGGUGGACGGUCCAUGGGAGAUUUUGGCCAUUGAAAUAAUUGGUCCAUUCCCAGGAACUGUACAUGGAGGGAAUACACACAUUGUUAUUAUUACAGAUUAUUACAGUAAAUGGGUAGAAGCCUUUCCUGUGCAAAAGAAAGAUGGUCUCUGUGUUGCACGAUGCAUUUCAUCCUCUGUUUGCAGAUUUGGCCCUUCAAAGACAAUAUUUUGCUCUCAGAAUGCUGAUUUCUGUGAAGAGGUCACGAAGCAGCUGUGUGAGCGGUGGAACAUUACAGUGAGAGUGUUGUCUGUAGACCAGCCGCAGAGGAACGCACUGUAUGACCGCAGCUGUAAUCUACUGAGAGACACUAUAAAACAGAUGGUGGUGGAGAAACAGGUAGAAUGGGAUGAUUUCUUAGAUCCAGUUUUGGCUGUCUUCAGGACAUCGGUCAACCCCACUACUAAAUUUACGCCACACUUUUUAAUGUUCAACAGAAAAGCCAGCAUAUCUAGUGAGACAAAGUUUGAUCCUCUUCUUUGCUAUCAGGACCAGGAGGAAAAUACAUUGAAUGAAGACGAGGCAAAUUCUUUUAUUUCCUCAAUGCAGGACCAACAGAAUAAUGUCAAACAGAUGGUUAUUACAAAUAUGAAUGUUGCGUACAGACAAGAAAAGAAAAAUGCCAAAAGGAAGGCUAGGAACAUGCCCUCCAUUACUCUCACAGUGGCUGAGCCAUUGUUUAGCUCAGAGGAAUCGCCUUCAGCAAAAAAGCUCAAGGAAAGCCUCUACCUGUCUUUUCCAGUAGAGACGGUCCUAACCACAGUCCAGAAUGUACCCGACACCAAGAAGAAUGGCUUAGAAUAUCCUCUAACAGACUCUGACAUGCACUGAAAAUCUUUUUGGAUUGGACUGAUCAUCAAGCACUAUAUUUGCUUAGACCACAGCCUGAAGACUUGAUGUGCGCACAUGUGAAGUAGCUGAACUCACGCUGACUUUCUUAUUCCGCACAUAAUGUAGCAAGAUUAAAAUGAUGUGUUUCAGCUGGAGGCAUUCAUUGAUGUUGAUGAUGGUCUUAGUUUGCGCUUGUUAUUAUGUUACAGAAAAGCAUUUUUAUUUUUCAUUUUCAUCAUGUCAGUCUUUCACUGAACUACACGCCCAAAGAAGUUUGCUUUGCUUGGGUGACUCAUGUCUCAAAGGACAUUUUCUAUCUGCAUUUUCUUUGGAUGAGUCAAUGAAAGUAUUUGAGUAUUGUCUGAAAGAAUGUUGUGUAAACAUUAAUUAUGAAUGAAGGUUAUAACGUGUGUGCUCAUUAUCACAGCAAAUAGUUGUAAUUUUUGUAUUCUGUAUGUUUUUUAAUUCCAUAAUAACACCAAAGUGUGUUUUUUUGUGUCUCUGACAGUUAGUAUGAAUUAGCAAAAAUAUUUUUUGUUUAAAUGUGCAUCAUUCCUAUUCAUCUAUACGUGGAGGAGAAGCCUUUGAGUUGGGUAUGCAAGCAAAUAGUUGUAAUGUUUUUACUUCAGAAAUAAUUUUGGCUCCAUUCAUGUGAUCCAGCAGUUGACCGUUUUCCUUUGUAAUAAAUGCAUUUGUUAAUCAGUUA
Danio aesculapii is the source of this 2157-nucleotide messenger RNA. RefSeq lists its product as uncharacterized. Gene Ontology annotation, biological process: DNA integration. The transcript is spliced from 8 exons. NCBI's taxonomy places the organism in Eukaryota, Metazoa, Chordata, Actinopteri, Cypriniformes, Danionidae. Bases 150 to 1451 code for a protein of 433 amino acids. Gene Ontology annotation, molecular function: nucleic acid binding. The record is from RefSeq and is a predicted model, not a curated record.